CCUGUCAGUCGUUGUCUGAACCGAUCGCGUGGUAUAUAAGUCUCAUGUUUCCCCACCGUCUACAGAGCCUUAUACCGUGUAUCACUUCGCAAACCGGAAUCAGCAUUGGCCCAGCCGGAGGUAUCUGCUGUACACUAUACAACCAUGUCGGAGAAACAGGCCCCCGAGGAAGUCCAUGGCAUCUCGACUGCCGUCGAGGAUACUGCUCACGUUAUUGCGGGGUAUGGUGAAACUGCUAAGAUUGCUGGCGCGAAGACCAAGGAGGUUCACAAUGCCGAAUUGUUCGCAGCUAUCGAAGAAACCAAAAUUGAACGGUGGAGCAAGACUUCGAUCCACCUCUAUUUCUGCAUUUUCGUCGCUUUCCUCUGCGCCUGCGCCAACGGGUAUGAUGGUUCGCUGAUGGGAUCCGUCCUCGCCAUGGACCAGUACCAGAACGUGUUCCACACCGGUCUGACCGGUGAGAAGGUCUCGGUCGUUACCUCGCUCUACACAGUUGGCUCGAUUGUUGCAACCCCAGUCAGUGCAGUUAUCUCCGAUAAAUUGGGUCGCCGAAAGUGUAUGUUCGUCGGUGCAUGGAUUAUCAUUAUCGGUUCGAUUAUCAUCGCCUCCGGAAAGACUCUGGCUCAAUUCGUUGUUGGUCGUUUCAUCCUCGGUGUUGGCAUUCAAGUUAUGGUCGUGUCUGCGCCCGCGUAUGCUGUUGAGAUUGCUCCACCCCACUGGCGUGGCCGUGCUGUCGGGUUCUACAACUGCGGUUGGUUCGGAGGCAGUAUUCCAGCCGCUCUCAUCACUUACGGCACCAACUUCAUGAGCACUAAUUGGCAGUGGCGCAUUCCUUUCAUCUGCCAGUGCUUUGCCUGUGUUCUGGUCAUUUGUUUCGUGUGGUUCAUUCCCGAGUCACCCCGUUGGCUGCUCGCUCAAGGCCGAGACGAGGAGGCAGCUGCUUUCCUGGUCAAGUACCACGGUAACGGUGACCCCAACGCUCGUCUCGUUCGCCUGGAAAUUGAGGAGAUGAAGGAGGGUAUUCGCAUUGACGGUAUUGACAAGAGAUGGUGGGACUACCGUCCUUUCAUCAUGACUCACAGCGGUCGCUGGCGUUUCGCCCAGGUCAUCAUGAUUUCCGUGUUUGGCCAGUGGUCCGGCAACGGUCUCGGUUACUUCAAUUCGACCAUCUUCAACAUCCUCGGAUACAAGUCCAGCUCUAAGCAACUGCUUCUGAACAUUGUCAACUCGAUUGUGUCUGCCGUUGGCGCAGGUACUGCUGUCUGCCUGACUGACAAGAUGCCUCGUCGCCCAGUUCUCAUCUACGGAACUUUGGCCUGUGCCAUUACUAUGGCCAUCAACGCCGCCAUCUCCCUCCCAAUCGCUCAGACCGGAACCAUCAGCAAGACUAAGGGCCAGGCUGCCUUGGCGUUCUACUACCUCUUCAACGUCGUGUUCUCCUUCACCUACACUCCUCUGCAGGGUGUCGUCCCCGCUGAAGCUCUUGAGACUACCACUCGUGCCAAGGGUCUUGCCCUGUCUGGCUUCAUGGUCAGCUCCAUCAGUUUCAUCAGUCAGUUCGCCUCUCCCAUCGGUUUGGGCAACAUUUCCACCAACUACUUCUGGAUCUUCGUCGGUUGGGAUCUCCUUGAGGUCGUGUUCUGGUGGCUGUUCUGUGUCGAGUCCCAGGGCCGUACCCUCGAGGAGUUGGAGUGGGUCUAUCAGCAGCCCAACCCCGUCAAGGCUUCCCUCAGCCUGGACAAGGUCGUUGUGCAGCAAGAUGGCACCGUCACUGAGAAGAUUGAUGCCGAUGCGUAAUCUCAAAAUUCUUCGUUCAUAUUGAAUUGAACACUGUGAAGUGCGAGGCCUCGGUUGUUGG
Molecule: messenger RNA, 1858 nt
Organism: Penicillium brasilianum
Lineage: Eukaryota; Fungi; Ascomycota; Eurotiomycetes; Eurotiales; Aspergillaceae
Source: the annotation of a GenBank genome assembly